Messenger RNA from Medicago truncatula (barrel medic), 2195 nucleotides. RefSeq names its product zinc finger BED domain-containing protein RICESLEEPER 1-like. The coding region runs from base 1139 to 1591 and encodes 150 amino acids. The record is from RefSeq and is a predicted model, not a curated record. NCBI's taxonomy places the organism in Eukaryota, Viridiplantae, Streptophyta, Magnoliopsida, Fabales, Fabaceae. The transcript has 2 exons. Gene Ontology annotation, molecular function: protein dimerization activity.
GUCAUACUUAAAUUUUUUUUUGUCAUAGUAGAGCUUCUAAUAUUAGGAAGAUAGACGGGUAAUCAAAUUUUUGAUCAUAUUCCUUUUGAUAUACAAAGCAAUAAGCAGAAACUAAUAAAAUUGAUUAAUAGUUUUCUACUUAAUAUAACACAUUUUCAUUAAUGUUUUUACCAUGUACACCAAAUGUCUUCUCAAGCAAAUGAAGAACCAACUCAAGCAGGAGCAAACACAACUCAAGCAGAAGCAAAUGCAACCCAAGAAGAAGAAACUCAAGUUGAACCAAUUGUUGGGAGAAAGAGGAAAAAAAAACAAGUGUAAUUUGAAAAAAUUUCGAUGAAAAGGAAAUUACUAAAGGUGUGUUUAGAGAUGUUUGUAAACACUACAAAGCACAAUAUACUACUGGGACGGUGGGAUCCAGCACGAGUCAAACAAAACGACAUCUUGUAAGUUGCACAGCCAAGAAAUUGCAAGAUGCUACUGAAAAGAGACAAGCUGCUAUUCCAUUUAAGCGUGUGAGUUCAGGUAACCCCUUUCUUACUUCUGGUGUUGGAUACUCUAAUGAAAGGAUGAUGGAAAUAAUUGCAACUACUGUAAUGGUUCAUGAAUAUCCUUUUAAUGUUGUUGAGGAUGAUGUUUGGAUGUGGGCAUUUGAAUAUUCAAAUCCUGAGUUUCGCAAGGUUACUCAUAAAACAACAAGAAGUGAUUGUUUGAAACUAUUCGAGAAUGAGAAAAAAAAUCUUAAAGAAACAGUUGGAAAGUGUGAGCAAGAUUAGUUUAACAACAAAUAUGUGGAAAUCUAGCCAUUAAGUGGUUGAAUAUAUGGUGACGUUUCAUUGAUGCGAGAUGGAAUCUUCAGAAAAAAGUUUUGAGUUUUGUGAAAGUGCCUGCACCAAGACGUGGUAUUGACGUGGCAAAACCAAUGAAAAAGAAGUUUGACAAAUACUGGGGGGAGUGUAAUUUGUUGAUGGCUAUAGCUAGUAUUUUGGAUCCUAGGUGCAAAUUUCACAGUGUUUGUAUAUGUUUUUCCAAGAUAUAUUAAUCGAAGGAAGUUUAUGAUGAGAAUAUAGAGAAGGUUAGGCGUUCCUUGGAAUUAUUAUAUGAUGAGUAUGUGGCCUUAUCUUUGGAAGAGUCUUAUUUGAUGCAUGUUGUUAAUUUGGAUUGUGAUAAUCCAUCUUCCUCUCAAACAAAUGUUAAAAAUGCCACUGGAAUUGAUGACUUGUUACAAACCAUUCGGGAGCAAGAAGCCAUUUCUCCCACGAAGUCAGAAUUGCAAGAUUAUCUUGAUCAAGGUGUUCAUGUUGUUCCUAACUCUGAAUCCUUUAGUGCUUUGGACUGGUGGAGGAACAACAGCAUGAAGUAUACGAUCUUGUCUAAGAUGGCUGCUAAUAUACUAGCUAUUCCAAUCUCAACUGUUGCAUCCGAGUCCACAUUCAGUGUUGGAGGUAGAGUUAUCGAUGAAUUUCGCUCUAGAUUAAAUGAAGAAUCUGUUGAAGCUCUCAUUUGUGGUGGUGAUUGGUUCCGUCAUAAGUAUGAUGUGAAGAACAAAUCAAAGGUUGAUAAAGAUGAGAUACAAAUCAACUUGAAGAUUUGAUAUCAUUUUGGUUUUUUGGGCUGGUUUGUGUACAUGAAGCUGAUGAGUGAUUUGUUGAGUUGUGUGAUAUGUUGAAUUAUGCUGACUUUUACUACACCUUGAAGAUUUGAUAUCAUUUUGGUUUUUUGGGCUGGUUUGUGUACAUGAAGUUGAUGAGUGAUUUGUUGAAUUAUGCUGACUUUUGCUACACCUUGAAGAUUUGAUAUCAUUUUGGUUUUUUGGGCUGGUUUGUGUACAUGAAGCUGAUGAGUGAUUUGUUGACUUGUGUGAUAUGUUGAAUUAUGCUGACUUUUGCUACACCUUGAAGAUUUGAUAUCAUUUUGGUUUUUUGGGUGGUCUAUGUACAUGGAGUUUGACUAUGAGUGAUAUGUUAACAUGCUGACUUUUGCUACACUUGAGUUUUGACUAAGACCAUGUGACUAUGAGUCUAUGACUAAUGAGUGUCACUUUAUCACUCAUUUCUUUUUUUGUUUUCUCAUAUCAAGCACUUUAUGAAAUCAUAUUAUUUUCUAUUUUUUGGUGAAUUGUACUCAAAUGGUUGAUAAACAUUGAUGAGUACUAACGAAAGAUUAUUAUUAUUAGCUCUAAAUUCAUUGUGAUUUGU